Molecule: messenger RNA, 768 nt
Organism: Leptonychotes weddellii (Weddell seal)
Lineage: Eukaryota; Metazoa; Chordata; Mammalia; Carnivora; Phocidae
Source: RefSeq, a predicted model, not a curated record
GCUGCUCCAUCACUGAGGCUGUGACAAUCCUGGGGAACAAACUCAGAGAUUACCAGGGACAGUUCAACACCACUCAUCUGCUGGCCCUCUGUGACUACUUCCACAACACUUUUAUCCGCCACUACAAACUCUACCAGUAUGUCCUGGGCCAGGACCAGGAAGUCAACCUGACCGUCACACACCUGGAAGUGUGUGCACCACCCCAGCCCCUCCCUCUGGCUGAGGGCAUGGACAGGGACAUCUGGCAGCUUGAGCAACAGGUGGCAGAGCUCAGUAUGGCUGAGGUGCAGAAACACACAAAUAUGCUGCUCCUGAAGGAAGCGUUGCACCUGGAACGGGAGCACAAGCUACAGAGAACAUUCUCGGAGGUCCCCAAGCAGCCCAGCCGGGUUCUGAAGAGACAGGAGUUAGAAAAUCUCAUCAGUGAGGCCAUUCACAUCCAGAUCGAAUGCCUGAAGGAGCUGCUGCAGUAUGAGAUACAAAUAACUUUUGAUAUUUUGGAUCUGAAACUUCAGAAGAAGACUUUGAACCUCAAUGCUCCUAUCCCUUCCCCACUCGCAAUCACUGGCCAGCCAGGCCAAGAUGAAUCUUUUAAGUUCAACAAAGCAAACAAAGGAAAGAAAGCAAAAGCAAAGAAGAAGUAGAGAGCCCCUGGUGUCCAUUGACUGAAGACUCUGAUGAAAAGCCGUUGACAAUUUUGAAAGUAUUAUGAGAUGUGCUCAGCACUCAGUAGAUCAGAGAUUUCUAGCGAUUAAAAGAAACAAAACA